CUCAGUUUUGGAUGACAGAGGCUGCUUUGCGUUUAAUACAACGCGACGCCACGGUCAUUAGCAAUUAUUUACCAACGCAAACAAGGUGCAACUUGAAACUGCGAGAACAUUUUCGUGUGUUUUUUUUUUUUUUUUUUGUGCAAGUAGUGCAUUACACGGAAGGCAAGUGAACGCACCAAUAUUUGAGAUUAGUCAGGUUGACAGAGAAGGUCCGCAGCAGCUAUACUGCACACACAAAUCUACUCAUUCAAACUACCGGACUACUGCUCAUCAUCUCGCAGGCUCUCAUCGCGUCCGUAAAGGAGGAUGGACUGGAUAAACUGAGUCACACAUCCCCCCUGAGAGACGGAACAAUCAAGAACAAUCUAUCGGAGCCGCGCCUUUUCCUUGUUCUACUUGUGGUGUGACGGGACCCGCUGACUUCAAAGAUCAGGACAAGUGCAAGCAAUACUGGACAUGGAGGACUAUGAAGUUCGCUCAGCUGCCAGCAUCCUGGCGUCAGUGAAAGAACAGGAGGCCCGUUUUGAGCAGUUAACCCGAGCCCUGGAGGAGGAGCGUCGGACUCUGCAGCUUGGGCGGGCCAAUGCGCCACCCAACCCUCCCACCAGCCAACCGUUAGCAUGGCAGCAAGUGGUGAUGCAGGAGCAGAGCCCCAGCAACGCCACUUCUCUGGCCAUGAUGCAGGAGCCGCCGGAAGUGGUGGAGGAGACGGUCACCAUAGAGGAGGACCCCGGGACCCCGACUUCCCAUGUUUCGGUGGUCACCUCUGAUGACGGGACCACACGCCGCACAGAAACCAAGGUGACCAAAAUGGUGAAGACGGUGACCACACGAACUGUGCGUCAGGUUCCUCUUGGCCCUGAUGGCUUGCCGAUGCCUGAGGGUUCAUCCCCAUUGGGAAGCUACACCGAUUCAAUUGACCGGCGCUACAUCAAGAACGGUGGCGAUCGCUUCAUCACACCUCAAGCCUCAUCCACCUUGACACGCUCCUACAACAACUCCUACAAUGAUUCUUAUGGUGAAACGCCAGAGAGUCAGUACAUUCGCCAUUACGGUCUGCAUGAUGGCUACGCUGAUUUGACGGAGAACUACGGCAGCCUGUCACGAGGCAUCAACUUCCGUCCUCCUCGCUACCCCUACAUGCCUAAUAGUUACCGGCCAGAGAACAGCUAUACACUGCCCAUUCGUAAGGAUGACUAUGGCCACGUGGCCCAACCCCAGGUGCCCAUGGGUAGCAGCACUGUGGACCUGAACCGCUCCCAGCCCGAGCGCUUUCAGGCCGAACCAUAUGGCCUGGAAGAUGAUCGCCGCAGCUUCGGCCCUGAGGACGAGGAGCCAUAUGAGCUCGAACCUGACUAUUCCACGGCUAACCGGCGCACACUAAAAGGAGCCAACCGGGGUCGCACCCACCGGGAACCACUUCGUGAUGGGCCCAGAGUCAGAGGCUACCCAGAUGAGCCCAUCGAUACAGAGCAUGUUGAUGACCGCCACACGUACAUCCAUGGCAUAUAUUGUGCGCCACUGGCGCAGCCAGAGCGAGGGAGCAUGGCCAGUCUGGACCGUAUGGGUGGUCGACGUUCACCCUCAAUUGACAGCAUUCGUAAGGAUCCGCGUUGGCGUGACCCAGAUCUACCAGAAGUCAUUGCCAUGUUGGGCCACCCCAUCGAUCCUGUCAAAUCCAAUGCUGCUGCCUAUUUGCAGCACCUGUGCUAUGAAAACGAUAAAAUCAAAAAGGAUGUGCGCCAGCUGAAGGGAAUUCCUGUUCUGGUGGGGCUCCUGGACCACCCCAAGUCUGAGGUCCACCGCAAGGCUUGUGGAGCCUUGCGCAACAUCUCCUAUGGCAAGGACAAUGACAAUAAGGUGGCCAUCAAAAAUUGCGAUGGCAUUCCUGCCCUCAUUCGCCUCCUGAGGAAGACGAAUGACAUGGAGGUUCGAGAGCUCAUCACUGGGACUCUUUGGAACCUGUCCUCCUACGAACCCUUGAAGAUGGUCAUCAUAAACCACGGUCUCCAAACAAUGACCAAUGAGGUCAUUAUCCCACACUCCGGAUGGGAGCAUGAACCAAACGAGGACUCGAAGCCACGUGAUGCAGAAUGGACCACCGUCUUCAAAAACACUUCGGGGUGCUUGAGAAACGUGAGCUCAGACGGGGCUGAGGCACGGCGCAGACUGAGGGAGUGUGACGGAUUAGUGGAUGCCCUGCUACAUGCUCUCCAAUCAGCUGUAGGGAAGAAGGAUAUGGAUAAUAAGUCUGUGGAAAACUGUGUCUGUAUUAUGCGGAACCUGUCCUACCAUGUCCACAAAGAGGUACCGGGGGCCGAAAGGUUUCAGGACCCGUCAGCGCCACAGGCCCCUGGCUCUGCAGGGCCACAGAGGAAGAAGAAGGAUGAUGCUGGCUGCUUUGGAGGGAAAAAGGCCAAAGAGGAAUGGUUUAAUCAAGGUAGAAAAAAUGGUGAGAAUGACAAAAACUACGACACACUGGAUCUUCCGAAGCGUACUGAGCCGACAAGAGGUUUCGAGCUUCUUUAUCAACCAGAAGUGGUGAGACUCUAUUUAUCGCUGCUUACCGAGAGCCAAAACUUCAACACCCUGGAGGCUGCUGCUGGGGCUCUGCAGAACCUUGGUGCUGGGCAAUGGACUUGGUCCAACUACAUCCGGGCCACAGUGCGUAAAGAGAAAGGUCUCCCUAUACUGGUGGAGCUGUUGCGCUCCGACUCUGACAAGGUAGUCCGAGCUGUGGCUAUCGCCCUGCGCAACCUCUCCAUCGACCGCCGCAACAAGGACCUAAUUGGAAGUUAUGCAAUGCGGGACUUGGUCAGUAAUUUGCCCAGCGGCCAGCAGCGGCCAGCCAAGAAUUUGGAGGAGGAUACUGUGGUGGCCAUCCUCAACACCAUCCACGAGAUUGUCACAGACAGUUCCGAAAACGCCCGAUCUCUUAUUCAGGCCCAGGCCAUCGAAAAGCUCGUCGCCAUCAACCGGACCAGCCAAUCAGCCAGAGAGACAAAGGCCGCAUCUCACGUGCUGCAGACCGUGUGGAGUUAUAAGGAACUAAGGAACGCUUUGACAAAGGAUGGCUGGAACAAGAGCCAUUUCCAGCCCAUGGUGACAGCAACCCCAAAAGGAACCACCACAUUGUGCAAUGGAGUUGACCACCCUUCUCCGACCUCAUUAGAUGGUUACUCCAGCAUUGACCAAAGGGACAAAGACUGCAAAUACAAGACAGGCGACAGUUCAGUGGACUUGACAGAGCGGGAGCCAUUAAAGAAUGACACAAGUAGGAAACACUAUAUCAGGAGUAACAGGCCUGGGGUCAGUCUGGUGGACGCUUGUGAUGUUAAGCCACAGCCUGUUGAUUCCUGGGUCUAAAUGCAUGCAUGGCCUAAAACAGCGACAGAGUGAGACCGCAGGAGGAUCUCUCACAUCACCACUGCCAUUUCAGACGGAACUUGUUUGGAGUAGAACUUUGUACAGAUAAAGGAUUAGAAAAAAAUAGUAACAAUCACAAUCGGAACGACGACUACCCAGCAGCAGCCAGCAGUUUUGCUUUUCAAAGAAAAAAAGUUAACAAUGAAAAAAGAUAUGGAGUGACUAUUUCUACUACUUUUACAUUUCUACAUUCCCACUGGACAGCAUGUGAAUUCUACAGUGUUGACCUUAGUUGUGAUCUUCAGUUGACAUCCAGGCAUUCAAGGUUGACAAUGGCAAAGAAAUGGAUGUGAGAUUGAGACGAGGGGACGACAAAGGGGAAAUGAAGGUGUGUUGAAAGGAAACAAGUGACAAGGAGGAAUACUUUCGGUUUGGCUUUAUUUUCAAUAUGGCCGUUUCAGAAGUUGUGGUAUGUUGUCAGUUAUUUCAGUUUGUUGUGUGAGUUUAAUAUUUUGGAUGUGGGCUGGUGCGGGUUGAUUGAUUGAUAUGUCACUGGAUGUUAGUUUGGGUUCAGGCGGGGGUGUUAAGGGAAAGGAAGCUGAAGCAUCGUGGUUAAACAUGCACCCCAAAAUUCAUCAACCCACACACAGCCCAUUUGGUUCACCGUGUUUCAAGAAAGCUGCACUGGAAUGCUUUGGAAGUAGGAGGUUUGUUUUAGAAAGUGAGGAUUCUGCAAGUUGUGCUCUGGACAAUAGAAGGUGAUGGUGAGUGGGCAACGUAUGGAGCAACAUCUCAACAACUGCUUGAUGUAAAUGAACAACACCUCCACAGAUGUUCGUCACCAUGGUAGGAAAGCAGUCAGCUUGACAACACAGUCUCUUGGGUUUCUUGAUCAAUGGCUCUCUGUUUUAUUUUGAUGAAAGGAAAUGAGGCUUUUUUGUCUAUAAAGAUAUUCUUUGUGGUGGCGAGAAGACAGAAUAUAAUUAUUUUGUUUAAAGAAAAAAAAAGAUCUUAACCCAUUUUCUGAUCUCUUAGUAUGUUAUGACCACAUUAUUUGGAAAACACAUUGGAUCGGUGUGCCAGUUACACAGGCCAUCACUUAUUUAUAUAUUGUAAGCAAAAAGGAUUUUAACAAUGAUUGCAGUGUUGUUUCAUGAGACCAAAAUACAGGUUUUAUGAGUCAAGGGUCAGAGGUCAGGUUAUAAAUACAAUUUUUGCUAUUCCUUCAUUUUUCUUCCUACUGUGUUACAAUCAAGCACUCAUGAGUGCUUCUUGAAGUAAAAUAUUCUUGUCAGCAUGAAAAAAGUGUACAGAUGUUCAUAUUCUUUUUAAGUGCCAUGUUUUUUUUCUGUUUUUGUGAUAUCAACUAAUCCAUCAACAUGGAGCAAAAGAACAGCAGAAUGGAUACAACUCUUUAAUGGCAAACUGAAAGGUCACACUGUAUAAAGUCAAGGACAGAAAAAAAAAAAAGAAGUCAUAGUAUAUAUUUUUUACAAAGUUUCAGGGUGGACAACGUUGACUUGAAAAAAAACAGAGUGACAUCAAGUAAAUUUGCCAUUUCCCUUGUGCUUGGUAAUACCACACACAAACAUCCAUGCUAGUGUGUUCUCCAGCGUCAGUUUCUCAGAGUCAGCACAUACCGGAGACGGAAAUUCCGCAUCACUUGUGUCCUCCUGGCAAAUGGCAUGUGCCUGCAUUGAUGUUUUUCUUUGUGACGUGAUUUUAUAAAAGCUUGCGUUUACACAGUGUUUACAAAGGUGUGUGUUGUGGUAAAAUUCAAUAAACUACAAAUAAAUGUAUAACUCUUAAUUCCAGAGGUUAAAAACAUAUACCCUGCAUUCUUUUUUUUUUUUUUUUUUUUUUUUAUGUGCCCCCAAAACUGUGUUUCCAUUGGACUGUACUGAAGUAACUUGAGGGGAGGGGGACAUCACGGGCUGUCUCUGACUGCCUCUGCAGCACCACAACCAAAGGAAUUGUAUUUAACAUUCAUUAAAAGAGUUUAUUGGCUUUCUGGUUGUGUGAAACAGUGAUCAAAUGAAAAGCCACACAACUGGACUGUUAAAUACAAAAGGACACAGGCACACGUUGAAUCAGUCGUCCCCGUGUGGACAGAACUGAUUCAAGUUUGUCAAAAUCAGCGUACAUCUCAGUAGCCAACGUGUUGUAUGCCUAUCAUGUGCCUUAAUCUUUUUCCAUGCUAGAUAAAAAUGUGUGUUUUGUAUGACGUUAUUCCUCCCCUCCAACUGCCAGAUUUCCAGAAGCUGCCGGCCUCCCCUUUGCCUCCUUCCAUCACGCGCUUGUAUCGUUCUGUCUCCCACACCUUCCCAAGUAAUUUAGAUCGGCGUUGGGUUUCUGCCUUGUAAUAGAGUGUACAAUAAACGUUUACAAAAGUGCAAAAGUUAGACUCGUUCAAGAUGAUUUUGGGUUUUUUCCCCCCCUAGAAGAGUUCAGUUGCUAAAACUUUAGUAGCCAGCAUCAGCGAUGCCACAGUGACAGAAUGUAUUACUUUAAUUUUACUAAUACCCACAUACAAAUAUCAAGCUUGUUCAACAUAACAAAAACAUGAUGGUUUGUAGAAUAUAUAUUUGGUGUGUUUUCAAUAAAUCAUGCCUGGAAAGAA
Hippocampus comes (tiger tail seahorse) is the source of this 5986-nucleotide messenger RNA. It is a transcript of the gene arvcfb, whose product is annotated as ARVCF delta catenin family member b. The record is from RefSeq and is a predicted model, not a curated record. The transcript is spliced from 19 exons. The coding region runs from base 457 to 3366 and encodes 969 amino acids. Gene Ontology annotation, cellular component: cytoplasm; plasma membrane; nucleus. NCBI's taxonomy places the organism in Eukaryota, Metazoa, Chordata, Actinopteri, Syngnathiformes, Syngnathidae. Gene Ontology annotation, biological process: cell-cell adhesion. Gene Ontology annotation, molecular function: protein binding.